Molecule: messenger RNA, 1894 nt
Organism: Phragmites australis (common reed)
Lineage: Eukaryota; Viridiplantae; Streptophyta; Magnoliopsida; Poales; Poaceae
Product: protein NEN1-like
Exons: 6
Coding region: 241-1716 (491 amino acids)
Molecular function (GO): 3'-5' exonuclease activity; nucleic acid binding
Source: RefSeq, a predicted model, not a curated record
UGCCUUCCUUACCCCGUAAGCGACCAAGAACCAAACUCCUAUUCCAAAACCCCACCUCCACGCCACCGCGCCGCGCCGGCAAUCCGUCCAACACCUCCCUCCUCUCCCCCUCCUCGUCGCCGCCGUCACGCCUCCUCCCAUUGCCGCCCCUACCCCCACGCAAGCCCUAACCUCCCUCCCUGCUUCCUAUAUAGCCACCACCACGCGCUCACCACCCGCCCCAACCACUUGCUGACAAAGAUGGCGAUGGCGUCCGCGUCCGCUUCUGAGCCUGCAGCUGCGGCGGCGGAGGGGUCUGCGCCGGUGCCCGCGCUGCCGGCGGCGGGUGGCCCCGAGAUCGCCUUCUUCGACGUGGAGACCUCGGUCCCGCAGCGGCCGGGGCAGGGGUACGCGCUGCUCGAGUUCGGCGCCAUCCUCGUCUGCCCGCGUCGCCUCGUCGAGGUCGCGUCCUACGCCACGCUCGUACGCCCCGCCGACCCGGCCUCCGCCGUCUCCGCCGCGUCCGUGCGGUGCAACGGCAUCACGCGGGACGCCGUCUCCGGGGCGCCGAGCUUCCGUGACGUCGCCGACGCCAUCUACGACCUCCUGCACGGUCGGGUCUGGGCAGGGCACAACAUUGUGAGGUUUGAUUCCGCAAGAAUAAGGGAGGCGUACUCUGAGAUUAGCCUGCCACCUCCUGAACCGAAGGGGUUCAUUGACACCUUACCUCUGCUUACCCAGCGAUUUGGGAGGAGAGCAGGGGAUAUGAAGAUGGCAAGCUUGGCUAAUUACUUCGGCCUAGGGAGGCAAAGGCACAGGAGUCUUGAUGAUGUUAGAAUGAAUCUUGAAGUUCUCAAGUACUGUGCUACAGUGCUGUUCCUGGAGGCAAGUCUUCCAGAGGUUCUUACUGUUGAGAACUUGGUUGAGCGUCCAAUAACUAGGAGCCAAGCUAACGGGGCUGCUUCUCCUGAGGUGCCAAAACUUCAACCAAACUCGUCUCCUGAUUCUUCAAAACGUCAGCGGACAGUUUCUUCAGUUGACAUUACGAUGCCGGAGGGAGAUAAUCAGGGAACAAGUGAAUCCGUUGAGUUGUUAUCCCAUAUCGAGGAAAUGAAGUUAGAUGCCACUACGCAGAUGGAUGCAAGUUCCAGUGGCUAUUCUGGGUUUGUUGAGCCAGAUGAUGUUUCAACUGAGUUCAUCAAAAUCUCAGUUGCUCCAUUACACCAAUUUGGUCGGAGAACAUCUAUCCAACACAAGGAUACCCCACUGCAACUUUGUUGUGCAGGGUUGAAAGUCCAGUUUGGGGUCAGUACAAAGUUCCUAGACAAUGCAGGUCGGCCAAAGUUGAACAUAGUGGUUGAGAUCCCUGAGAAUCUCAGUAAACUUUUAGAAUUCUGCGAUGAUCUUGCUCGGAGGUCAUCUCAGGAAUCCGGCAGCACUUCCGAAUGGAGACCCCUGAUCAAGAAGUAUGGAUACGUGAAUCGUCCGACUGUCCGCAUAAACAUCCCUACUAUGGUCAACGGUGACUCUACGAUGUACUCAACAGAUAUAUGCCAGAAACAGCCUAGUGGUAACAUUCAGAAGCUUGUUUUUAGCAAGGUCGAUGCCGCCAACUUGGACUCUCUAUUUGUUCGAGGGAACAUGGUGGAUGCGCUCUUCUCACUGGAACUAUAUGACUACCAACAAAAUGCUGGCAUUCGGUUGGUUGGAAAGAGGCUGGUUGUGCACUUACAAUAGCACCUGGUUUAGUUGUUAUGAUCCUAGUGCUAGAAACUAACUCUUGCACUAACUUAGUGAUCCAAGUCUUUAACUGACCAUAAGCAUAUGUUGAUGUUAAAUUAGCAUUCAAAUGUUGUAAAAUAUUUCUAUGUUAUUCAUUUGUAAAAAAUUGAAUGAUCAUUUCUUAUUCUGGUUC